AUGGCUAGCGAUGAUGAACGCAGCCCUCGCCCGAGGAAGCGCCUUGUGCAGCGCAAGCAGUCAUAUGACCGCUCCCCUGAUCGCAAUGGCAGCAGGACCUCCCGCCGCGACGAACCCGAUCUCGAUCAACUGCCCCAGCCCUACGACGCCAAGAAGCUCGAGCCUGCUAAGAAGCGCCAACGAUCUCGAUCGCCCUCCGACGCACCACGCAAGCAGAAGCGCCCGGGCAGAGUAGCUCGUCUGUCUUCCCGAGAGCGCGACGAAGCAAAGAGACGUCAAGAAGACCGCGAAAGGGCCGCUGCCCAAGCUGCUGAACACGCCGCCAGAGGUGCCAUUAACGAUGUCGUACGGCAGCACUACAACGCAGUUCCCGAAAGAGGCCGCGACUGGCGCAAGACAGACAGUAACAUCAAAGGCUUGAGGUCUUUCAACAACUGGGUCAAGAGCACCAUCAUUCAAAAGUUCUCUCCCGACGAGGAUCACACCCCUGGUGCUCACGAACAAGGCAGGGACCUGGUUGGUGUGGGUGGGAAGGAGCUGUUGGUUCUCGAUCUGGGUUGUGGAAAGGGUGGUGACCUGGGCAAGUGGCAGCAGGCUCCCCAGUCAGUCCAGUUAUACGUCGGACUGGAUCCUGCUGAAGUAUCAAUCCAGCAAGCCCUAGACCGCUACCGACAGAUGGGCCAGCGCGGGGGUCGUGGAGGCCGCGGCGGCCACAGAGGCGGACGACAUCAACGGCUCUUCGAGGCCUACUUUUAUCCCAAGGACUGUUUCGGCACGUCCAUUGCUGAUAUUGACAUCAUCCGCGAUGUGGGCUUCGAAUCGUCUAUGGGCUCACGCGGAUUUGACAUUGUCAGUAUGAUGUUCUGCAUGCACUACGCAUUCGAAACCGAAGCGAAAGCUCGUCAGAUGCUCAAGAACGUUUCGGGGGCACUCAAAAAGGGCGGACGCUUGAUCGGCUGUAUACCCAAUUCAGACAUCAUCGGAGAAAAGGUCACCCAGUUCAACGAGCGCAUGGCCGCCAAGAAGGCAGAGGCCGCCGAUGGCGAAGCUCCCCCUUCGGACGACCAUGAGGAAGGUGAAGCAGAGCAGACGGCAGAGUGGGGCAACAAAUAUUACCGAGUACGGUUCCCUGGCAAAACACCCGAGGAUGGCAUAUUCAGACCUCCGUUCGGAUGGAAAUACAACUUCUUCCUCGAUGAGGCCGUGGAGGAGGUGCCCGAGUAUGUAGUACCGUGGGAAGCCUUCCGAGCUCUGGCUGAGGAUUACAACCUGGAACUACAAUGGCACGAGAGCUUCAAGGACAUCUGGGAAAAGGAAAAAGACGACCGCACACUGGGGCCACUCAGCGAAAGAAUGGGUGUGCGCGAGAGAGGUGGUGGUGACCUGCUAGUGUCACCAGAAGAGAUGGAAGUCGCAAAUUUCUACGUGGCUUUCUGCUUCUAUAAGGUCUAG
This is a messenger RNA of Truncatella angustata, 1452 nucleotides long. RefSeq names its product mRNA capping enzyme-domain-containing protein. Gene Ontology annotation, biological process: 7-methylguanosine mRNA capping. Bases 1 to 1452 code for a protein of 483 amino acids. Gene Ontology annotation, cellular component: nucleus. The record is from RefSeq and is a predicted model, not a curated record. Gene Ontology annotation, molecular function: mRNA 5'-cap (guanine-N7-)-methyltransferase activity. Lineage: Eukaryota; Fungi; Ascomycota; Sordariomycetes; Amphisphaeriales; Sporocadaceae. The transcript has a single exon.